AUGACAGGAAUUGGCUAUCGAGGACGAAACGAAACUAAAAAUUUAACGCUGUUGUACGAAAAAAGGUUUGUCAACUUCACAGCUCGAAGCAACCUUUCAUACAUCCCAUUCGCAUCGGCUACAAUUAGCCAACUCGGGUGUGGUCGUGCAAUUUACACGUCUAGACAAGAUGGGUCGUCGCCGGGUCGUAUAGAGACAGCUACCGUCGCGAAUACAAUGCCCGUUGGUUUCGGGGAUCGCGUGGAGACCCUUGUCUGCAAUUACGGACCCCUCGAUCGGAAGACACCGAGGGAACUCUACGAAGAUGGUGUGCCAGCUCUUUGUCCACAGGGGACGAUCCGUAGCUUGCGAUACGCAGCACUUUGUCAAAAAGCAGAAGAGUUACCGUCCCGGAAGGUGCACCGUAGGAUUGAAUGGAAUCUGGAAACAACCAACCAAACGACGAGUGGUACAUUCCUGAUUAAACGAGCAAUCUAUCCUGUUCACAUGGUGUUAUUAUUGCUGGCACGCUUGUGUACGUGA
Molecule: messenger RNA, 522 nt
Organism: Megachile rotundata (alfalfa leafcutting bee)
Lineage: Eukaryota; Metazoa; Arthropoda; Insecta; Hymenoptera; Megachilidae
Product: venom allergen 3
Source: RefSeq, a predicted model, not a curated record